Rotaria sp. Silwood2 is the source of this 1176-nucleotide messenger RNA. NCBI's taxonomy places the organism in Eukaryota, Metazoa, Rotifera, Eurotatoria, Philodinida, Philodinidae. The record is from the annotation of a GenBank genome assembly.
AUGAGUUUAACUAUUGAAAAUCUAAUUGUCGAGAUGAAACAAGAACGAACAAAAACAAAAAAUGUUGAAGAUGAUGAUUUCAUAGUUGUUCAACAAAUAAAUAGUCAAUGGCCAAAAAUAUUUGAUACGUAUUUUUUAUCAACAACACGUCUUGCUCAAACAAUAGCUGGUACAUCAACUGAUGAUGAUCUUAUUUUUUAUGUUACACGUAAAUAUACAGUAGAAGUUUUUCGUCAUCAUGAUACAAAACGUCAACCAAAAUUAGCAUCACCAGACUAUGAUUGGGAAGAAACAACCAAUCUUAAUCUUGUUCUUCAUCAAUUUGAAUAUACAGUAACAACAGCUGUUUGUCUUAAACCAAGUAGUAAACAUUUACAAAUUAUAAAACGGUUAUCAACAAAAGUUUAUGCAAGUCCAUCACAUCGUAAUAUGGAAAAUAAAGGAACAGGAGAAAAAAUAACUUAUCCAAAUAUUUAUUUUACUGUUGAUAAUUUUGAAGACAAGUUUUGUGAAAUGGUUGCCAAUGAAGGUCAAAUUGUAUGUGUUGAAUUAGUAGCAAGAAAUCCUGCUUUAAAUGUUUUAAGAGUUUUAUUUCUUGGUUCUAUUAAAUAUGAAGCUUUAAAAAAAGUUUAUGAAACUCGAGCCACAACGAGUACUCGUGUCGCUCAACGAAUGUCAUUAGGAAUGUAUACAAAACGACGAGUGGAAUUUGUUCGAAUGCGUGGACCCAAUGGCAAAGGUCAUGCAGAAAUGGCUGUUAGUCGAUUUCGACCAAUUCAAUCUGAAUUAACAUCACCUGAAUCAACUCCAACAACACCAAUGACAAAUACAUUUGAUGAAGAAAAUGAUUGGAAUCAACGUCGUACAAUUGAUAAUGAUUCAGCGAGCCAAUGGGUUCCACCAACAUCGAAACAACAACGAAGUUCAUCUGAUGCAGCCACACCAGAGGUUGAAUCAACAGAUAUUCAAAAAGAAUUAUCUGAUGAUACAAGUGGUUUUCUUGGUCGUACAUUAAAUCAAGCAAUGAGUUGGAUGCGUGGAUCAAAUUCAAAUCUUAAUCAAUCAAUAAAAACUCCUCCAUUACAAACCUGUCUUACAUAUCUAACAUUACCUUGUCAUUUAAUUGUGAAAGAUAUUCUUGAAUCAAAUUCAAUACCUAUUCUUACAGCUCAGUGA